Messenger RNA from Fonsecaea multimorphosa CBS 102226, 1662 nucleotides. RefSeq lists its product as uncharacterized. The transcript has a single exon. The record is from RefSeq and is a predicted model, not a curated record. NCBI's taxonomy places the organism in Eukaryota, Fungi, Ascomycota, Eurotiomycetes, Chaetothyriales, Herpotrichiellaceae. The coding region runs from base 1 to 1662 and encodes 553 amino acids.
AUGCUUGUCUCGGACGAUCACGAUGAAAACGGGCCUUCCCCACCGAGCUCUACCGACCUGCUUAGGAGUCUUCAAAGCCGUGCCAGCGCCUUGCUACGGGAAUUUCAAUUAUAUCAGACCCACCUCAAGGCGCGAGGAAAACAACAGCAAGUAGAAACUCGAGCGUUCAAACGAGGAAUCGAGUCAGAGGUGAAGAUCUUGGAAAAGAUAGCACGCGUGUUUACAACUUCCAACAACAACAUUCUGAGUACUGUCGGCCGUCCGAUCCAGCAAAAUGAGGAAACUCCACAACUACACGCGCUGAGAAGCUCUAACCUGCCCUUUUACGAAGCUGUUUGGCAUACCGCAAAAUCAUGCCGUCAUAUUACUGCGCUGGGCAAGAAAAUGUAUUUUGCAGGAAAGCACAGCGCUGCAGAUGGAAAAAGUCGGAGGGAGAAAAUGGUAAGCCGGACAGAAGUUUUGAGGGAUGCACAAAAGAAAGAGACUCUGGUGGACAUCAUUGCUGACAAUGGAUUGCAAUGGAUCAAAAUCUCGACUUUGACGGAGAAACGCCUCCUUUUCGAGAUGGCCAAGGAAGGCUGGGAAAAGUACGGAGAUUUUGAUGACGAUAGCGACACGGAAGACGCACAUGUCCCUGAGAUUGACAAUGAUGGCAUGAGGACAAGUAAACUUGAACUUGUGCGACUUGCCGAGGAUCUGAAGAUCGCAGCCCAAGAAGUCAGAGUUCAAUUUCGGCACCCACAGAUUCGAUUUGUCUUACCAAAAAUUCGCGAAGGUAUCAUCCCCGAUGUGGAUGCUUUUCUUGCCGACCUACGCGCAACUGGCGCUGUUGUCGAAUGCAAUAUGGAUAUCUGUAUACUCAGUGAGGGUCGGCAGCUUGAUCUUGACAACAUGACGCCCACCGCGCCGACUGUGCCUUUGACCAGCACCAUCAACAUCGAUUGUACGAUACUGCUGGCAUUGAUCUCUGACAUAUCACAUUUCCCAAGGCAGCAACUAUUGUCAGCCUCUGUCCACAAAUCUGAGACUUAUCACAAGGCGAUUGUGAACCAAAUCGAAUCUGAAAUAUCCUCACCAAUGCUACCUGACAACAUAUAUCUCCUCCUUGCCGCACGAGACUUAGAAUGUACUCCACAUGCUGCUCAGCGGAUGCGAGAGAUAGUUCACUGCAUGGGGACACCGAGUGAGUUGAGCCGGGCCGAGAUCCUCUUGGGCGAGGGACAACACAGAGAUCAAUCGCCUUCGACCCUGAGGCAAGCCUUUAGUAAACUAUCAAUGCACGCUGUCCCGACAGAGAUACGAUUCCCCGUCAAAGUGAUCGACUUUGAUGUGAAUGAGCUCUUUGACCCGAAUUCCGCCUCAGUGGCGCUGGCUAUUGAAUCAAGCAGACCCUUUCCUACUUCCGUCGCUGCCCGGGUGAAGGACAGGUCGCGGCUUACUCCUAUCAACGCUUCAGUCUUCUUUUAUGGCUGGGUUAGCCAGAUUGUGACACUAACAAGCAAUCGCGCAGUGGCAACCGAGCUUUUCAAGACCAUCAAUGACAUUCUGGAUUGUGAUGAUGGGCAAGAGCAAGGACAUCAGGGGGACGCGGAGUUUCCGGGCCCACUCAUAUUAUGUUGUGAGACGGCGAGAAGCUUGAUAGGGAAAACGAAAUUCAAGUGA